GGAAUAAAAGUAGUACUACGUAGUUGACCACAGAACUUUCAAAAUAAGAACACUUAUACCAUAGUGCAUUCAUUACAAAUGUAUUAAUGGCUGUAGAAUUUCAAAUGCAUCCGUUAGUUAGGAUAAAUCAUAUGUUGAAGUGAAAAAAAAUCAAGUCUAUAGAUACCUAGUAUAUCUCUAUUAAACAGACUCACUUUUACAGUCUCGUUAUUAGUUGCAUUAUAGCAAAAUGGUAUAUUCUGAUGCAUUGACGAAAUUUCUUUUAUACUAACACCUACACCCCUUUUAUUAUGAUAUUACCCCCCAAAAAAGUAAAAGGAAAAACAUAAGGUAGAUAUGACAAAAGGCACAUGAGGUGGGUAAAUAAUAAUAAAAAUGCGUCUAAACAUAGUUAGACGUCCCAUAAACUUGAUGAAAUUAUCCAACAGUAUAUUUUUAUACUAUGGAGCAGUAUAACUGUGGUUCUGCAACUCAAAAAAAUGGCCGAAAAGGGCUCAUAGAACAGAAAGCUCAAAUAUUGGUAUAAAUCUCUUAAAGAUAUGGAUUCUUCUGUGGCAUAGCCUGGUGAAAUAUGCCACUACUUCCAUCAAGGCAAAUGCAUUUGUUAACGGAGAAUACGUCCGUAGGACUACAAGCUGAACUACUGUUUUUGGUCUGUAACGGUGUGUUAAGCUUCAAAUAAAUUAGGCUUAUAAGUUGUCAUAUUAAUUCAAUAAAAAAAAAAAGAAUUAGACCUCUAUUACUUGCGAAUCCAUCCAGUCUAAUUGGGAAAGUUAUAAUUUAUCGCAUCGCUGUGUGUGAAAACUCAUCAACCUACUGUUCUAAUUCAGUAGUUUUUAUACACACACGCUGUUAUUUAUUUGAUAUCCUAGAUUUCUCACUAUCUAUAUCGUUAUAUAGUUUAUUUUAACUGGAUGCAAUACCCUUUUUGUUCUCCAUUAUGUGAACAUUUGCUUAGGUGCAAUUACAUAUAGUUGGUCCAAUUAUUUGCACUAUUGUGACGCAUUGAGUUUAUCAAAAUAAAUAAAUCACCAAAUGGAAUAAUUCACGGUGUUUUCUACGCAACAGACCAAAACAUGAAUCCGAAGACUAAUUAAUGGAUGUAUACGUCGUAACCGCUUCUUUUUUUUUUUAUCUCUCUAAAUAAAGCAUUUCUUUAGAUAAUUAGUCACUGGAAGUAAUCAAACAUAGAAAUAUAUAAUAUUUAAGCAGAAAAGGUUAUUAAGGAUAACAUUUAUAUUAUCAACAUGCUUCGGCGUACAGGGCACCGCCUCAAGGUGGCCACCAAACGGCCUCAACUUACCCUUAACAAUAUGUCGGGGUUUGAGCUUCUAAGUGUUCGAUCCAUAGAUGAUCUUAAUCUCGUCGCCUACGCAAUGCGGCACACAGCCACUGGAGCUUCCUACUACCAUGUUGACAUUGAAGAUAAUAAUAACGUCUUUUGUAUAGGAUUUCGAACACCAGCGGAGGAUAACAAAGGUACUUCACACGUUCUUGAGCACACAGUGCUCUGUGGCAGUCAAAAGUACCCAGUUCGAGAUCCCUUCUUUGCCAUGCUUCAACGUUCGCUCAGCAAUUUCAUGAACGCUAUGACCGGGGCGGACUAUACCUUGUACCCAUUUGCCACCACGAACGUGCGGGACUUUUCCAACCUGAUGGAUGUUUAUUUGGAUGCAGUUUUUCGCCCACUGCUUCGCGAGGAAGACUUUAAGGUAGAAGGUCAUCGCAUUGAGAUCGCUAGCGAAAAUAGUGAGACAGGUGUGAUUGGGGAAGAUGGAGCAGCAACAAAGCAAAAAGAGUGCCACACAGAUGCGUCUAGCAUUGGGAAAAAACGCCUUGUGCACAACGGAGUGGUGUUCAACGAAAUGCGGGGGGUGGUGUCAGAACCAAACCAUCACUUUGCUCACUGCCUUAUGCGCACUAUGCUGCCUGAGACCCAUUACACCUACAUCUCCGGUGGGUAUCCGCCAGACAUUCUGAAACUUACUUACACAGAUCUUGUAUCCUUCCACAAGCGUCAUUAUCACCCCUCUAACAGCAUAACUUUUACGUACGGCAGUCAGCACCCGGGAAAGUAUAUGCAGCUUCUUGACACGUACUUUUCCUUUUUUAAAGCUGCUGAACCGGUGAAUAUACCCACGCUGAGCGAGCACUGUCGUUUUAAGGAGCCCAAGAUAGUGCGACUAGAAGGCCCUCUUGAUAUAAUGGGGAACAUCAAGCAGCAAAAGCGUAUUGCUGUUUCUUACGGCGUGCCUCAAGAAGAAAACUCAAUUUCCAGCGUGGUUAAUCUCAGCGUACUAGACUCCUUGCUUUGCUCGGGGCCAAGCUCACCCAUGUAUAAGGCUAUCAUUGAAUCUCAAAUUGGAAGCAAGUACGCUCCGAUGCGAGGUUACGAAUAUUACCUCUCCUCUCCUAUAUUCAGCUACGGGGUGUCUGGCGUGGAUGAGGAUCGACCCGGCGUGGAAGAAGAAGUUCUUCAAGCCGUCACUUCGGCCCUGGUCUCCACCAAAGACAACGGUUUUGACCCACGUCGUGUGAACUCUGUUAUCUUUCAGGAAGAGCUGCAGCAACGCCAUCGCUCCUCGAACUACGGGAUCAAUCUAUGUACCAAUUUGUGCGCCACAGGUCUGUGUCGCACGUAUAACGAUCCGUUGGACUUUAUUAACUGGCUACCACAUCUGAAAAAGCUGGGACAGAACAAUGGUACCUCGUUGUUACCCUACAUAAACUCUAUUUUUUUAAAUAAUCCAAACCGUGCAGUCAUUAGCGUAUCUGCUAAGGAAAAUUUUCUGGGCUCCCUCCGGAAGCAGCUGCAGGCUGAGGAUGACGCUUUAAAUAACAAGGCUACUGAGGAUGAUGUCAAAUGCGUUGAGCAUGGAAUGGAAGAAUCGUUAAAGCGACUUCGAGCACCACAGCAGAAAGAGAUGUUACCUACAUUGGAAAUCAGUGAUAUUCCAAAGAAGUCGUUUUCGGAACCUUUACCGCAGACCGAUGGUUCUGACGUCGCAACAUCUACUAUCAACUUCCCUACUAAUGGGCUUGUCUACGUUCAUGGACUGGUGCCCUUCUCCAUGGAACUUAUCAAACAUAUACUUGCUGGGGACCUUGAUGCUAUCAGCCCAAACAUGCCAAUUGUACACUCUCUGUUAGCGAACACUGGGACCAGAAAGCAUUCAUUUAAGGAACAGUCUGUCGAGAUAGAGCUUGCGUGUGGAGGAUUUUCCUUCACACCCAUACUCAAUGAGUCCUAUACAACCAAAAACUCCACCAUUUCAGGUGCCUCCUUUGAGUUUUAUACUACUAAGGAGAAAUUGAAGGAGAGUCUGCAGCUCCUUGCUGAGGCUCUUCUAGAGCCACGUACUAAUUCCUUGGACCCAGAGGUCUACACAUGUACCCUCUCGCGGCUUAAGAUGAUUUGUACUAGCAUUAUUCAGUCCCUCCAGAGCUCUGGAGACCGCGUCGCAGUCUCACGUGCGGUGUCGAAACUGACACAGCGCGGGGUGCUACACGAACAUUGGUGGGGCCUCACUCAUUCCAAACAUGUCUCUGAACUCUUAAAACAGCUUCAGGGCGGGGAAGAUGAAAGACGCGGUGCUGUAGAGAAACUAUUAACAGAGUACAACAACAUAACGGCUUCACUAUGCCACUCCAUGUCUUGCGCCGUUUUAUGGGCAACCUGUGAGGCAAAUCAUCGCGUCGAGGUGGAGCAACUCCUGAAUGAGUUUAGGGCAAAGUUUACUGCCUCGGAUUCAGCAACCUCAAGUGGAAGCUUACCCACACGCCUCACGCUGCCCACUCUGCAGGCUCCUACGUGUGUACAAAGUCUUACUGAUAAACUGCCCAUUGAUACUUCCUAUGUGGGAUUCGCGCUUCCGAACGCGCUGUCUUGGCAGCAUCCUGAUCAAGCUGCCCUGCGCGUAGCGUGUACUCUCCUUCAAAACAAGUACCUUCACCGGCGCGUGCGGGAGGAGGGCGGAGCCUACGGGUUGAGGGUAUCUCCCACUCUACAGGGCCAAGUUGGUGGUGUCACAAUGUCCAGCUACCGGGAUCCUAGCCCAAAUAACACAAUUAAGGCUAUUUCUGAAGCGGCAGAUUGGAUCGCGGAUGUGCGAAACAUCACCGCUGAGAGCUUGAGAGAAGCAAAAUUGCGUCUUUUUUCAUCCAUUGACGCUCCAUAUGCAGCUGACUCAUAUGGUGAAGGUUAUUUUUUAAAUGAUAUUCAUCAGGAGUUGAAGCAAAACAUGCGCGAUGCUCUCUUGCAAGUAAAUGAGAAGGAUAUUGUGAAAAUGGCUGAUUUUUUCAGCCAAAAUAAGCAAAAAUAUAGUGUCUCAAGUAUACUGCAGCCAAUAGAAGUGGAAGAGGUUUAA
Phytomonas sp. Hart1 is the source of this 4367-nucleotide messenger RNA. The record is from the annotation of a GenBank genome assembly. Lineage: Eukaryota; Euglenozoa; Kinetoplastea; Trypanosomatida; Trypanosomatidae.